AUGGCCCAAUUCAGCACAGUAUUCAUCCUUGCGGCACUAGCCGCUGCCAACGCGCAAUUCCCCAAUGGCCGCAUCUUGGAACCGCCAGUACCUUCGCAGUGCGUCCAAAGGACGAUCCAUGAAAGAUACGUUGACAACAAAGGAUACUUCUUCUCAUGGCGAGAUCCGGCACUACGUGGGGUGGAAGAAGAUUGGCUGAGUGCACGCAACUAUUGCCGCCAGCGCUGCAUGGACCUCGUCUCCCUAGAGACCAGCGACGAAAAUGAAUGGGUUAAGGCACGCAUCGUGCAAGACAAGGUAAAAUACAUCUGGACGUCAGGCCGUCUGUGUGACUUCAAGGGCUGCAAUCGUCCUGACCUGCUGCCCAAUGAGAUCAAUGGAUGGUUCUGGACCGCCGAGCUGCAGAAACUGGCUCCUACCACUAAUCGUCAGCAGAAUGAUUGGUCUGAAGGCGGUGGCAUUGGAAAACCUCAGCCUGACAAUAGAGAGCUGAUCCAGGGUGGAGCAUCAGAGCACUGUAUAGCGAUUCUAAACAACUUUUACAACGACGGCGUCCACUGGCACGACGUGGCCUGCCACCACCGCAAACCCUUCGUAUGCGAAGAGAACGACGCCCUUCUCAAAUACGUCCGCUAUACGAAUCCUAAUCUCAGAGUUUAAGAUUUUUCAUCACGCGAUACUUCAAGUCAUCUUAACAAUUACAAUCGAGAAUGAGAGUUACAAAGAAACAAUUAGCUCCCUAGGGUUAAAUACGUACAAUUUGUAUUCAAAUAAAUAAUUAGGAUGUGACAUCUAAGUGGAAUAGUGGAAUUGAAACUAUAAUAAACUAUAAUUUCCACAGAUAUUAUCACAAAUAAGUGAUGUUCUAUUUUCAAGUAGGUACAUACUGUGUUGUGUAACAGUGAAAUACCUGUAUAGAUCAAGAACUAAUGGUAACAAACACUGCCAAAGGUGUCGCGAUUCGGUAUUAGCUUUAAGUUUACCUCGUCGAAAAAUAUUUAUUUUCUGUAUUUAACUCUAAACUAUGUUGUAAAAAAAAGUCCCUUGCAGUAGGUACCUAGGUUCCUGGAGAUUUUGGUGAAACAGACUUUGGUGAGAAGGACUUUCAGUUUGCAACAAAG
Hyposmocoma kahamanoa is the source of this 1121-nucleotide messenger RNA. RefSeq lists its product as uncharacterized. The transcript has 4 exons. The record is from RefSeq and is a predicted model, not a curated record. Bases 1 to 660 code for a protein of 219 amino acids. Lineage: Eukaryota; Metazoa; Arthropoda; Insecta; Lepidoptera; Cosmopterigidae.